CUUCUUAUAUCCCUUUACUGUUGUUUAAAGGUGCAAUUUCUGUAGCUUUUCUCGUGGGGUUUUUUGUUUGUUUGGUGGUUUUGUUUUGUUGUUUUUUUUUAAUUCACUUGCACUUCUUGUCUUGGUUUAGUUCUGCGUAUCUUUGGGACAAAAUGUUACUCAGCUGUUUAACACGUGAAAUUCAAGCUUAGAAAGACACAGCCUUAUGUAUUUUAUGUGUUUGAGCUUCAAGAUACAAACGAACAAAGGGUGCGUUUUCAGCUAAGAGGCUGUAAGAAGCAGAAGAUUUGUAUUCAGUCCCUGUAGACGUGGUAAAGUGUUACGCACUGUGUAUUAAUACAUCCAUGUUCUCUGAAGCUGCACAACUAUUUCUCUGAUUGAAAAAAUAGCUUGUUUGAGAAAGCUGUGGCCGCUGGAAGGUUGUUUGUACGCUCUGUAUUGUUGGUUGUUGCUGUUCUGUCUGCAUUUCCACUCACGUCUGUAUAAAAUGAGAUACAGUCAGAACAAGCCGAGUCUAAAGGAGUAGACAUAAAGUCACAAAAAAGGAGUAGCCAUUUGAUUUCCUCUCUGCUAGACUAAAAUCCUAAAAUCUUGGGGGAAAAGGACCUAAUGAGUAUGGAAAUGGAAGGAUUCCGUCAUUUUUACUGAUGGGCAGAUAACACGGUUGAAUUCGAAGGGACGUUAGUGAAUUACCUGCUUAAGGUCCAAGGGUUCUUGCAUGCGAGGUCUGCUGCGCGGUCGCGUGGCAAAUGAGAAAGAGGCAUUGGUUGGCAUUUACGUCUGCAGAGUUAACGUUCACCAAAUCAUCUCUGAUGUUCGGCAUCACUUGUGUUUGUCAUGUGGAACGGGAAAUAUUGCCCGCCGUAGCUACCACUGUAGGUAAAUCCUGUCAACUGCCACCUUUUGAUGGUUCUUUAAUGUUUCUUAGUCUAGUAAAGGUCUGGAUUUCUAUCUAAAUCCAAUAUAUUCCUGUGUAAUAGAUAUCUUUCUUUUGUAAAAUGGUAGCGGCUCAUCUCUUGAACGGCUGGUUGCUGAUUCAGUCCCUGUUUUCAGCCAUAGUGUCACCCAAAUACUGAGGUAAGUCAGCUAUUUUCAGUCUUUGCGCCACACAAACAAACAAGUACAGUUGAAACACGAGUACUGUACAUGGUAAGACUUUUCCCUUUCCAGCUUGAAGAUGGGUGUUAACAGAACGAUAACGAGCUAUUCUUGGCUAAUUGUGUUCUGAUGAAGGAGAGUGCUUUCCAGCUACAACAGCGGGCCUACAAAUCCUUCCAGUCGUGCUCAUUUGGUGUGAGGGAUUUUUGUCUUGAGAAAACAACCCUCUGUCAUGUCGCAAGUUAGCAAGUGGGAAAGGAUCCAGAGGUGGGAGAAAUUCUGCCCUAAUUUAUCCAGGCCUUUGGGCUGUCACUGCGAUAAGCACAAACUGGAAAAAAAAGUUUCCAAAAAUGGCUUGACACGUGUAGAUAUUCUGUGACCUCCGUUCCAGAAGCUGAUAUAAAUGUAAUGGAAGGUGAGAUCAUGUCAUUUACAGAGAGGCUUUUACAAAUCAACACCGUUUCCUGGGUAAGUAUUGCCCUGAGUUCUUUUCGUGUUACAGUUCAUGAUUUUAAUGCUUUGCCUCGCUUGGUGUGAGAUACUUCGGGGAUUUGCACACUUGCUGGACUUGGAUGCGGUUUGCCUCAGGCUUUGGAGGAGCUCCAAAGGGUCUCUUGGUGUAAGGUAAUUCAGGUUUGACUGCGUGGUUGCAGGGAAAUGUGCAGCCGUUCCUCGUUGCUGGAAGGAGCAGUGGUGUGCCAUGAAACCUCCUUAGUCUAUCUGAAACCUGGAAGAACACUUCAGGAGGGUUUGCUGUCUGGACAUCAGGCCUAUUGCAGAACCCACAAGGAAGCUCUCUCUUAAUUCUAUUUAAUUUAGCACAGGGAAUUAGAAAAAUAAAAAUUGAAACUAAAAAUAAAGCAAAUUUAGGAAAUUUAUUUAGGAACUUCAUCUGGUGAAAAGAUUUCCAAAUAGCUGCUUUGUGAAAAGGAUUAUUAAACCUAUAAAUUCAGCAGAUAUAAAGGAAUAACAUGACUCAAAUCAGUGCCAAUUUUAAGUAGUGCUCUUUGUCCGUUCUUUCACCUUGUAAUUAAGUAAGGAUAAAGCAAGGUAAUGGGGCAGGCGGGGGGAAAAAAGAAGGACCAAAUUCAGCCAUUGGUUUUACUACUAAGUGUCAGCGGCUUCUCUGGAAUCUAAUCAAUAGUGAGUGAAAGUGUAAAGCAAUUGCUGCCGGCACUCCGAAGCGUGACCUGUGCGGAUCAGCUGGGCUGUCCCCGCGUUGUGUUCCUCUCAGUAAGGCUGCGCUGACCUCGAUUUUACAUGUGAGGCUGUAUACAAAAUGCUGUGGGGGUGAAUGCAUGGGGGUAUUAUUUCUUACCACGGAGGAUUAAAGCUGGUCCUGUCCAGCUUUCUUCAGAGGCAAGGAGCGAUGCUGAGCUCCCGGAGCUUUGUAGCAUUUCUCUGCUUUAAAACUCUCUACUCUUAAAUUCUAGCGUUUCAUCUGACGGCAUUUCAGAUGUGUUUAAGCACUGAGCUUCCUUCUGUUUUACAUUGAUGAAGUCAGUCUGGGUGCAGUUCUGUAAUGUUGGAUGCUGCUGGUAAAUGGUUGGUUUAUUGCAUUCUAAGCGCCUUUUCCUGAGGGUUUUAGAAGAAAAUAACAAUUCAUGGCAACAUGAACGAAUGUUCCAGAAUAGCAGCUGCUAGAACUAAUGGUUAAACAUUGCUAUGUUAAGGCUGUUAACAAAUUCAUGUGAGACAAUUAUUCUGGUUCCUUAUGGGAAGAAGUAUCUUUCAGUCACAGGCGCAUCAACGAGAAUUAAAAUGAUUUUUCUUAUUUAAAAUAAUGCCAUAUUCUCAAACUGUGCUUCCAUUUUGCCUGCAAGCGUUGGGAUCAGUCGUGUCACAGCCUUGCUUUGUAAAGCACACGGGAAAGGAUUGAACACCAGGAACUUUGUGCAGCUCAGACUUCAAAAACCCAACCUGCCCCUGUUGAUAAACCUCCAGGGACUUUGGCAUUCUUGCAGGGAUCCUCUGAAGAGCCCGAGAUACUUUAAACUCCACGAACAGGACAGCCCGCAUCGGUUGCUGGGCAGAUGCUAAUGCUGGUGGCUGUUCUGCCACCGCUCCUGGCCUGCCUGCACACACAGCGCUCGCGUGGAACUGCAAAGCCAUCACAAGUCAAGUACAUUUUUGCAUUCAUUUAAAAAAUUAUGAUCAAUACGUUUUUGUGUUGUUAAGGACCAGAACUUUGCGGGACAAGUGCUAUUUUUCAUUCCUUUCCCAUUUCUGAAAUACCCUUCCUUACCGAGUGAAGUGCCAGAGAAGGAAACCCAAAAUCCUUCCCUCUCCUUGACUGCCUAAAGAGGCAAUCGUACAGUCCUAAAAAUAACCAAGGAAUCCGAAACAGAAGUCUUGGUGAAGUCCAGGCCCUCCCUCGGUGGGAGUUUUGCCAUGAAUUUCAAUGAGUUCAGGACUUCGUCUGAUGUGUUGGCCAACUCCUGAGGUUGAGUUGUUCCUGGAAGGUUGUGCCAGCUGCCUCUUGUUCUAUUUCCCAGAAUAACCACUUCGAUAAGUGUUAUCUUCCAAAUACGGAAGAUAAAUUCCAUAUUUGCCACUUACAAAUAUGGAAUGGGUCCUGUAGUGAGCACUUCACAUUACACAGGAGCUGUCAUUUAAACACACGCAGCAAACGCUUCCGUGAAACUCUUCGUGGGGGUUAUUUUUAGUUGUUUGUUUAAGACUGAUGAUGACCCUCUAAGAAAAAGGCAAAUUUAAACACGCCACUAGGGAACAACCGCAGUGUUUGAAAUAAUGAAUGCUUGGGGAUUUUUAUUUGUCAUCUAACUACUAACAUUCUGACUGCUAAGUGCAUAUGGUGAAUUCAUUUCUGACAAAUGAAAUUUCUAGAAGGUAAUUCAGCGUUGGAAGAGACGGGGUUACGCUUGCUGAAGUCCAAGCAGAGCUGAGUGUGUAUCCUCUAGCUGAACUUGUCCCAUGGUCACGAGGCCAAUUAACAGAGUAUCUCAGGACCCCUCGAGGCUACCGGGGAGGAGAUUCCCUUUUGGGAACUAAUGCUGUAUGUCCUGUUAAAUGUGUUUCGGUAAAACCUAGUCAAGCCGCAAUUUAUGUGGACACCUAAGAUGCUUUGCAGGAUUGGGGCUUUAGCAUAGACUCUGCUGUUCAGGUUUAUUCUUUUCCAAAAUCAUUCUUUUUACAGCAGUUUGCUCUCUAGAUGAUGGAGAGUCCCUCUGUCCUAUUCCUUGCCGUCUCCUUCCCCCCCGCCCCCAAAUUACUGUUUUUCAGCCAAAAUUGAGGCGCUAUGUGCGACGACGAUGAAACCACCGCCCUCGUGUGUGACAAUGGCUCUGGGCUUUGCAAAGCUGGGUUUGCAGGAGAUGAUGCCCCAAGAGCUGUAUUUCCAUCCAUCGUUGGACGGCCUCGACAUCAGGGCGUUAUGGUUGGAAUGGGUCAAAAAGACAGCUAUGUAGGGGAUGAAGCACAAAGUAAACGGGGGAUCUUGACGCUGAAGUAUCCCAUCGAGCACGGCAUCAUCACUAACUGGGAUGACAUGGAAAAGAUCUGGCAUCAUUCUUUCUAUAACGAACUCCGGGUUGCGCCGGAGGAGCACCCCGUCCUGCUGACCGAGGCCCCCUUGAAUCCCAAGGCCAACCGUGAAAAAAUGACUCAGAUUAUGUUUGAGACGUUCAACGUGCCAGCCAUGUAUGUCGCAAUUCAGGCAGUGCUGUCUCUGUAUGCAUCCGGAAGAACGACUGGAAUAGUUUUGGAUUCCGGGGAUGGUGUCACACACAACGUGCCUAUCUAUGAGGGCUAUGCCUUGCCUCAUGCCAUCAUGAGACUCGACCUGGCAGGCAGAGACCUGACUGACUAUCUCAUGAAAAUUCUUACGGAGAGAGGCUACUCUUUUGUCACCACUGCGGAACGGGAGAUUGUGAGAGAUGUCAAGGAGAAGCUUUGUUACGUGGCUUUGGAUUUUGAAAAUGAAAUGGCAACUGCUGCUUCCUCCUCCUCUCUUGAAAAGAGCUACGAGCUUCCUGACGGACAGGUCAUCACUAUUGGGAAUGAACGGUUCCGAUGCCCAGAAACACUCUUCCAGCCAUCCUUCAUAGGGAUGGAAUCUGCAGGUAUCCACGAAACCACUUACAACAGCAUUAUGAAAUGCGAUAUCGACAUCCGUAAGGAUCUCUAUGCUAAUAAUGUCCUCUCUGGAGGAACCACGAUGUAUCCUGGGAUUGGCGAUCGCAUGCAGAAAGAGAUCACAGCUUUGGCCCCAAGUACUAUGAAGAUCAAGAUGAUUGCACCACCGGAACGUAAAUACUCUGUCUGGAUUGGGGGCUCAAUAUUGGCGUCUCUCUCCACUUUUCAGCAAAUGUGGAUCAGUAAAGAUGAAUACGAGGAAGCUGGCCCCUCGAUUGUCCAUCGCAAGUGCUUUUGAAUACUUCCAUCAUGUACUGUCAGUGAUAAGUAGUGCUGUUUCUCUACACAUCACCUGCCCUCGUUCGCCUCUGAGGGUGGUUUGGCUUUCUUCCACAGGUUAAAAAAACCACGCUGUAUGGUUGUCAUAUGAAUUAGCAAAUACUUCUAAUUUUUGACACUAAAAUGAGACUAAUAUUUCAGUGCUGGGUGUUUUCCAAGUUUAGUAACAGUGGUUAUACAAGACAUGUUAUAGACCUCCCUCCCCCCACGUUAGUAAGUGUUGUCCUGCCAUCCAGGAGGUGACACACAAUGCUGCGUGUUGGUCUCUGCUAAUCGACCAUAAGCCUGACGUACGCACGUAAGGGAUUCUUUCAAACUCAUAGCGCAAGAUUUAGGUACCAGAGAAGGCUUAUUUUAUGCAGUCAAGUGGUUCUAAGGGGUUUUAUUUUACUGAGGAUACAGCGGAUCUGUGUGGGCACCGAUGCGCACGCGGGCACCAGCUCUUUCAGCAGAGCCCGUGUGGGUGUCUUUCCAUGGUAUCCUGCCGCUGUUCGGCAGGGGACCUUUGCCUCCCUGUGACCGCCGCUCCCAUCCGUAAGGAGCUUUGUCAAGCUACAGUACAUCUGAACUUAGGUAUAACAGGCGAAUUUAUUGGAUGUGUUAUUGCUUUCUUCAUCUCUCUUCCUAAGCAGUUAACUGAUGUUUCAUUUACUUCUGCUACAUAUGUGCUAUGCUAAGCGAAGCUAAUGAGUGCAGAGUAAAUAAUAACCUUUUGAAUAUGUUAUUGAAAUACUCUGGCUUUAAUGGAUCAAUAAAAGUGUAAUUAUCCAUGUAAGGCUGCUGUGGC
Messenger RNA from Phalacrocorax carbo (great cormorant), 6319 nucleotides. NCBI's taxonomy places the organism in Eukaryota, Metazoa, Chordata, Aves, Suliformes, Phalacrocoracidae. The record is from RefSeq and is a predicted model, not a curated record.